AUGGACGUGAAUGCUCUGCGAGAUCGUAUUCAGUCCACUCUCGAUGCCAAUGCGGACACUCGACGCCAGGCCGAGCUGGACCUCAAAUAUGCCGAGCAGAACAAUGCCGUUCAACUGUCUGCCGUCGUGUACCUGAAAAACCGCAUCAACCGCGGCUGGGCUCCUUCCGAGGACAACAACACCGCCCAAUACAAGAGAAUAUCCGACGACGAGCGUCCUGCUCUUAAAGACCGAUUGAUUCCCAUACUCGCCGCGUCGCCGGCCAACGUUCGCGCGCAGUUCAUCCCCAUCAUCACGAAGAUCCUGUCCUACGACUUCCCCGAAAAAUGGCCUGGGUUUAUGGACAUCACGCUGCAGCUGCUGGGCACCAACGAGGCGAACUCCGUUUUCUCGGGCCUCCAGUGUCUGCUGGCCAUUUGUAAAGUGUACAGGUUCAAGGCGAACGAGAAGCGCGGCGAUUUUGAUAAGAUUGUCGAACACUGUUUCCCGCAACUUUUGAAUAUUGGGAAUAGAUUGGUCGAUGAGGAGAGUAUUGAGGCUGCGGAGAUGCUGCAUACUGUUGUCAAGGCCUAUAAGCAUGCUAUUUAUUUCGACCUCCCGCCACACCUGAGGACUCACCAGGCUACCGUGGAUUGGUGCACUUUGUUCUUGAGAAUAGUAGCCAAGACACCCCCAGCCGUUUCAAUGCCAGAGGACCCAGAUGACCGAGAAAGCAACCAUUGGUGGAAGUGUAAGAAAUGGGCUUAUGGAAACCUGAAUCGCUUAUUUGUCAGAUAUGGCAACCCAACCACCAUUACGAAAAACACUGCAGCAGACAUAACUUCGUACGCAAAGUCAUUCAUUACCACAUUCGCACCAGAGAUAUUGAAAGGCUACUUGCAAGAGAUAGAGAAAUGGGUCAAGGGACAGUGGCUCAGCAAACCGGUCCUCUCUUACACUCUAAUCUUCCUCGAAGAAUGCGUGAAACCGAAAUCGACGUGGGAUCAUCUGAAGCCUCAUAUGGACAACCUCGUUGCGCACCUCGUCUUCCCCUUACUUUGCCAGUCCGAUGAAGAUCUUGAGCUCUUCGAGACCGAUCCCCCUGAAUAUCUCCACAGAAAAUUGAAUUACUACGAGGAAAUCUCAGCUCCUGAUGUCGCAGCUACCAACUUUUUGAUUUCUCUUACCAAGAGCCGCAAGAAGCAAACAUUCUCGAUCCUGCAAUUCGUCAAUGGCAUCGUCAGCAAAUACGAGUCCGCGUCGGACGAGGAGAAGCUUCCUAGAGAGAAAGAAGGAGCUUUGAGGAUGAUCGGUUCCUUGUCUUCGGUCAUUCUGGGCAAGAAGAGCCCCAUUGCUGACCAGGUGGAAUACUUCUUUGUCCGCCACGUUUUCCCCGAAUUCCGAAGCCCUCACGGUUUCCUCAGGGCUCGUGCUUGUGACACACUAGAGAAAUUUGAGCAGCUGGAUUUCAAGGACCCUUCAAACCUCAUGAUCAUCUACCGCAACAUUCUGGAGUCCAUGGCAGACUCUGAGCUGCCUGUCCGUGUUGAAGCCGCGCUUGCGUUGCAACCCCUGAUUCGACACGAUGCCAUCCGUGUGUCUAUGCAACAAAAUAUCCCUCAGAUCAUGCAGCAACUGCUCAAGCUAGCCAAUGAAGUUGAUGUCGACGCGCUAUCCAAUGUCAUGGAAGAUUUCGUCGAGGUGUUCUCUGCUGAGUUGACCCCCUUUGCAGUCGCUCUCAGUGAGCAGCUCCGCGAUACUUACAUGCGAAUUGUCGGCGAGCUCCUGGAACGCCAGGCUGUCAAAGGCGACGAAGAGGCAUACGGAGAUUUCCUUGAUGAUAAGAGCAUCACAGCUUUGGGUGUUUUACAGACUAUUGGAACCCUCAUUCUUACUCUGGAGAGCACACCUGAUGUUUUACUGCAUCUGGAGACUGUUCUGAUGCCUGUCAUCACCAUCACUCUGGAAAACAAACUCUACGAUUUGUAUAAUGAAAUAUUCGAAAUCAUCGACAGCUGCACAUUCUCCGCCAAGUCGAUCUCACCGACUAUGUGGCAGGCGUUUGAGCUGAUCCACAAAACAUUCAAAGCUGGAGCAGAGCUGUACUUAGAAGACAUGCUCCCUGCCUUGGAUAACUUCGUUUCAUAUGGUUCCGAAAUGCUGGUUCAGAACCCAGCCUAUCUCGGCGCGCUUGUUAGUAUGGUGGAGGACAUCUUCCACGAUGAAAAAGUUGGCGGCGUGGACAGGAUAUGUGGCUGCAAACUCGCAGAAGCAUUGAUGCUGAACCUGCGCGGAUAUAUUGAUCAAUAUAUCCCGAUCUUUGUCGAGCUGGCCAUGAACGUACUCAACAGCGGAGAUGCCAAAACCAAGUCAUAUCGAGUUCACCUGAUGGAAAUGGUUAUCAAUGCCGUCUACUACAACCCGUCCCUGACUCUGCAGGUUCUCGAGGUCAAGGGCUGGACGAACAAAUUUUUCAGUGCUUGGUUCUCGAAUAUCGAAAGCUUCCGACGUGUGCAUGACAAGAAGUUAUCUAUUGUAGCUAUUAGCUCUCUGUUGACUUUGAAAGCGGAAGAUGUUCCGGCCAGUGUGCAAGGGGGCUGGCCUAGAUUGUUGCAGGGAGUGACGAGACUGUUCCAUACUUUGCCUGCAGCUCUUCAACAUCGCGAGGCCGCGACGCGGGAAUCCGAUUAUACAUAUGACGACGAGGAUGACGAUGUCAUCGACGGCGACACCGAAUGGGACGGCGAGGUUGAGUGGAAUGAUCAAGAUGAGGCUGAAGGUGGAGGAGACGAUGACGUGGCUGAUGAAAGCGCUGCUUAUUUGGACUUCCUCAGUGCAGAGGCGCAGAAAUUCGGUUCUUUUGCCGACGAUGACGACGACGACUUGGAUGAAGAGAGUCUUCUUGAGACGCCUCUUGACAAGAUAGAGCCGUACGGACUCUUCAAGAGUGUGUUCCUUGGCCUACAACAAGAACAGCCUCAGUUAUAUGAGAGCUUGACCAAGGUACUCUCAGCUGAAGAACAGCAAAUUCUACAAUCCGUCUUUCAAGAGGCCGACAAAGUCGAUGCCGCCAUUGCCGCAAGUAUAGCGAAUGGUGGUAACUGA
Molecule: messenger RNA, 3084 nt
Organism: Talaromyces atroroseus
Lineage: Eukaryota; Fungi; Ascomycota; Eurotiomycetes; Eurotiales; Trichocomaceae
Exons: 9
Coding region: 1-3084 (1027 amino acids)
Biological process (GO): protein import into nucleus
Cellular component (GO): nuclear envelope; cytosol
Molecular function (GO): small GTPase binding
Source: RefSeq, a predicted model, not a curated record